This is a messenger RNA of Nelumbo nucifera (sacred lotus), 1125 nucleotides long. Its product is annotated as protein DEHYDRATION-INDUCED 19 homolog 6-like. The record is from RefSeq and is a predicted model, not a curated record. NCBI's taxonomy places the organism in Eukaryota, Viridiplantae, Streptophyta, Magnoliopsida, Proteales, Nelumbonaceae.
UCAGACGGCUAGUAGGGGGAGCACCAACAACACUAGUGAGAGAAAGAGAGAUAGAGGGGUCCUCUGAUCCUCUCUCACUGCCUUUUUCCUUGUCUCUUUUGCUUCCCUGAAAACUCAAUCUCCUUGCCGGAACACAAUCUCUUUGCCGUGAUAAUUGACAUCCAUGAACAUCGAUUUCUGGGCUUCUAGGGUUCAUUCCAACAAGCACCUUACUGCGAUGCAAGCCGCCAGACUCAACUCUGAAAACCACUUGAGUUUCGAUGAUUCUGAAGGGGAUGAUGACAUACGGGCUUGGUUUCCAUGUCCUUUCUGUUAUAUAGAGAUUGAAAUCCAUGUGCUUUGUGCUCAUCUGCAGGACGAGCACUGUUUUGAUGUGAAAAAUGCGGUAUGCCCAGUAUGUGCGGCAAAUUUAGGCAAGGAUAUGAUUGGACAUUUUACAGUGCAGCACUCACAUUUGUUGAAGCGGAGGAGAAAAUCUCAAAGAUCAGGCCUAUCAACAAAUAGUUCAGCAAUGCUUGGCAAGGAACUACGAGAAUUGAGCUCGUUUCUCAGUGUUACUUCGACAAAUGGAAGGAUUAACACACUAGGUUCUGCACCUGAUCCACUGCUUUCACCAUUUCUCUGCCUUGUGGCUCUUCCAGACACCAAAGGUGUCCAGGAUGCAAAUCCUAGAAAUGAUGUGGCUGCCACUUGUGAUGAAAAACGCGUGGAACCACCCACAUCAGAUGAAGUUCGGGAACAAGAUUACAAAGAGAGAAGCCAGAGGGCUGAAUUCUGUCAGCAGUUGAUCUUAUCAACCAUUUUCUAAGACCCUUUGCAACUGGAGCGGGAUUUGAAAAAGUAGUGAAGAGAUGGAAUGGAAUUAUGUCUGCCAUUGAGCGCGGAGGGCAACACGAGGAUACCAACAGGCACCUUGUUUCUUCCGGUGUAUGCAUUUAGGAUAUUAGAUAGCUGCUACGUUUACUCUUAUGGAAGAGGGUCUUGGAAAAAUAACCAAGACAAGCGGCAUUUCUAGUGUAUAUGUGUAUCUGUAUAUCUCCCCCCUAUCUCUCUCUCUAUAGUACAACCAGACAUGUUUUUCAAUCAUUGCUAUAAAUGCUUUGCAGAAAUGGCUUACAACCUCUA